CUCAACGAUAUCUCCUUAAUUUCGAUUUAGUCCUUAUUCGAGAAUCGACUUUAAUCUUAGGAUGCCAAUGGAGGUGGAUUCAAAUGACGUAAACAUGCCGAUUGAAACUUUUAAUAUAUAUUAGGAUGCCAAUAUCAAUGCCGUGGGGAAGGAUAUUGAUAUUUAACUGAUAACCAUACAUAGUUGUUCGUAGACAUGGAAGCUGGAACCAAAAUGCAGUCACCGGAGAAGGAAACGAGGCCAGAGUUAUCCACCAUGUCGGUGCAAAGCGUCCCGACAUUCCCUCUCCGAUCAAUUGAUGAAAAAGCCAUUCCCCUUAUAGGCUUCGGCACAGCCGAAGAUCCUUUCGGUGCUUCCAGGGAUACCUUGAAAGAAACCAUCAUCGAAGCUAUCAAACUAGGAUACCGUCACUUCGACACAGCAGCUGUUUACCAAUCCGAGCAGCCUUUAGGUGAAGCGAUAUCAGAUGCCCUUCGUCUAGGGCUAAUCAAAUCCCGAGAUGAACUCUUCAUUACUUCCAAGCUAUGGUGCAGUGAUGCACACCGUGACCUUGUCCUCCCAGCACUCCACAAAACACUCAAGAAUUUGAAGCUGGAGUAUGUUGAUCUGUAUCUAAUUCACUGGCCACUGAGUUUAAAGCCAGGUAAACAUGAUUUUCCUUUUAAGAAAGAAGACAUGGUUCCUAUGGAUAUAAAAUCUGUGUGGGAAGCAAUGGAGGAGUGUCAUGAUAUUGGCCUAACAAAAUCUAUUGGUGUAAGCAAUUUCUCCUGCAAGAAACUAGAAACCCUCCUUUCCAGUGCCAGAAUCCCACCAGCAGUAAACCAAGUGGAGAUGAGCCCAAUGUGGCAACAAAAGAAACUGAGGAAGUUUUGUGAGGAGAAAGGCAUAGUUGUGGAGGCUUAUUCUCCUUUGGGUGCCAAAGGAGCUGUGUGGGGAACAAAUCAGGUGAUGGAGUGUGAUGUACUCAAAGAAAUUGCCCAAGCCAAGGGAAAAUCAGUUGCUCAGGUUUGCUUGAGAUGGGCAUGUGAACAAGGAGUGUGUGUGAUAGUGAAGAGCUUCAACAAGGAAAGGAUGAAACAAAACCUUGACAUCUUUGAUUGGAGGCUCAGUGAUGACGAGUUGCUUAAAAUAAGCCAACUCCCACAGUGCAAAGGAUAUCCAGCACUGGAAUUUGUAUCAGAUGAUGGUCCUUUCAAGUCUCUUCAAGAGCUUUGGGAUGGGGAGAUUUGAAUUUUAUCCGUAUAUAGAUAUAGAUAUAUAGAUAUAACAUAUGUUUGUUUAUUUGUUGCAAACUUCAAAUUAACCAGUUUAUUUAAAAACAAUCACCCAAUAUGCUC
This is a messenger RNA of Gossypium raimondii (Peruvian cotton), 1337 nucleotides long. RefSeq names its product deoxymugineic acid synthase 1-B. NCBI's taxonomy places the organism in Eukaryota, Viridiplantae, Streptophyta, Magnoliopsida, Malvales, Malvaceae. Gene Ontology annotation, cellular component: cytosol. The transcript is spliced from 4 exons. The coding region runs from base 196 to 1230 and encodes 344 amino acids. The record is from RefSeq and is a predicted model, not a curated record. Gene Ontology annotation, molecular function: aldose reductase (NADPH) activity.